AUGGAAUCCGCAUGGGCGGAGGCGGAGGAAGAGGCGGAAACGGUUCUUGCGGCGGCCGCCGCUGCUGCCGCUCUUCCAUGCGAUUUGUCUGAAUCCUCGCCAUCUCGUUCGCACAGCAAACCAACGAGCCUCUUUGGCUUGAAGGCGCCGUCGUUCCCGCUAACGAAGCCAUCUAGAAUCACACGCACCAGCAGCGGAAUUGCCGGGGCGAGCGGCGGAGUAUCUCCUGACGGAGUGACGCGCACGUGGUCGAUCUCCUCGCUGCCGUCGAUUUGGCGCAAGUCGCCACGCGGCUCGCCGCCGAAGGGUGCCACUGCAAGUUCGGAUAUGACAGGUCAUGAUGAGGUUAGCCCUGUUGCUCUCGCCGGCAGCGUCGAGCACCAAUCAUCGUGUCGCAGUGUGAGAAGAACAGAUCGUGAGGCAUUCGCGCGAGACGACGAGGCGGCUACGCAGUCCUGCUUGCGUCAAUCGCGGCAGUCGCAGCAGCGCAGAGUACGGCGGCUUUUGCGGAGCCUGACAUCGGACGGCGCUCUGUUGGCGGGCUUCGACGCGGACGAGCCGCCGCCGCCGAACAAGGAACAAACCAUGGCGGCGAGACGCGCUCCCGAGGCGAAACCGGCGGAAAAGGCAGAUCCAAUUCGAAAUCAGCAUCGCGGCGGCUUCCGUGCGCUCGUGCGCACAGCGUCUGCGCCUGUCGCCGCCCGCGCGCCGUCUUCCCUUCCCCGCAUAGCAGGCCGUGAUGAGCGGCGCGAAAUGGACGGAUAUACGGACGAGGCGGAGAGACAGAGUGCUUCAAGGCGAAGCUGUGUGGUGGCGCCGGUGGUGGAAGAGGAGGAGGAGGCGGAGGACAACGACGAGAUUCCAGUGGCGGUCGCAGCGGCAGCAACCGCGGGCAACGGCAGCUGCGAAUCGCGACACGAUCGAGGAGCGAAGGACGGCGGCUGUCUGCCGCACGCAUGGGCGCACAUGCACGCGCGCCCCGCCUUCAUGCACGCCGCACACGGCCCGUGCCGGCAGCGGCAAUCGCCUCCCUCGUUACAGUCACCGCCUGUUGAGUCACAUGCACCGCAGCAGCGGCAGGCGUCGUUGCAGCCUCGGCGGCAGCAGCAGCGGGCCCGAUCCCGCCUCCCUCCCUCUCCUUCCCCGUCGCAAUCACCCUCGCCCUCCUCAUCCACUGCCGUGCCUGCGUCGUCACCUCACCUGCCUCGCCCAACAGCCCCGCCAGCACCGCAGCGCGGCAGCCAAUCCAUGGCGCAGCGCGCUUCUGCCUCGCAUCCCCUUCACGCAUCCCUCACCCUUCACCACGCGCAGCCCCGCGUGCUCAUCCCCUGCCUUGCCUCCUCUCCCUGCGCCCACUCCCCAUCCCCCACACCCCCCACGCCCCCCACUCCCCUAACGCCCCUCACCCCUGGCACGCCCUUCACGCCCCCCUGCCUGCAGUCCUCGUCCCCCUCCUCCACCCGCAGCCACCAGGCUCGGCGCGUCGCCUUCAGUCCCGUGGUUCGGGUCCGAACCUACUCGCUCUCGGACCAUGACUGGCCGGGGCCCCUUUCCCCUGCCUGUCACGCUGCUGUCUCCCCCGCUGGUGGGGAUGGCCCAGGAAUGGAUACGUGCUAA
Molecule: messenger RNA, 1617 nt
Organism: Closterium sp. Naga37s-1
Lineage: Eukaryota; Viridiplantae; Streptophyta; Zygnematophyceae; Desmidiales; Closteriaceae
Source: the annotation of a GenBank genome assembly